AUAAAGGGUAUGGUGAACUCGGCAAUCGACUGAACGCUGUCUUGUAAGACUAGGUGAAUACGUCACCAAGCCACUAAAGCUGACUAAUAAGUAACUCUGUGAAAGUUUAGCUGCGUAUGAAAGAAUGACAUUAGUCGGAGCACUCACAGUUUAGUGUUUCACGCGCUCGCCGACAGAGCACAGCAGUUUAAUGUCUUCCCGAGCAGAGAAUAACAGACUAACUGGCUUAACUGACUGACUGACUGACUAACAGACAAACAGUCGGACUGCUUGGCCGACCGACUAUAGUGACUAGCUGACUGUCCGUCUGAAAGUCUGACUGACUGAUCGAUAGACCACACAGACCUGACCGUGACUGACUGACUAACGGACAGCUGAACAGACAGCCGGGCUGACUGAGUGAGUGAUUGACUAACUUACUUUACUGACUGGCUGAUGGAUCAUGAAUGACUGACUAACUGACUAACUGGCUGGGGUGACUGACUGACUGAUGGACUGACUGUCUUUCUAUUCGCCGCUAAAUGAUUGGCUGACGGCCCAAGCGGACCACACUUACAAACUACCUGCCUGACUGACUAGAAUAUUACCCAGACAGAUAAUUAUAUUUGAGUUGUUCUAUUGUGCCCGAUGAUCGUGUAAGUAGAAGUUAUUAAUGUUUUUCUACUUUCCAUCUCAGAGAAGCCAGCAAGUAACCAAUCAUAGACAGGGCGGCAACGCAGCUCUAAUUUGUGUUAAAAUGGCUUCAGUGAUGGGUGUGACAUGGGUUCUUGGAUUUGCGGCAAACCUGAAAGCAUUAUCAUUCCUGUGGUACCCGUAUGUGGUUUUAAACAGCCUUCAAGGGUUGUUCAUUUUCCUGUCUUUCGCUGCUGGUGGAAAGGCUUGGGAUUUAUAUAGAAGUAAAUCAGCUGGUAUUAUGAGACGUUGUACACAGAACAAAGAAGACACUGGAGGAUUAAACCGUAACUGUGACGAACAAGCAGUGAUUUGUCGCGCAAAUGAGGCUCAAGUUACACAGGACACUUACUUGUGAUUAACUAAUGUAAGAGUAAAGUUGAUCCCAGGGUCUCUCGUCUCUUCUUGACCGUCCCCCUAGAGACCUAACUGAGCUUCAGGCCGGGCGAUAGUAAGGCACACGUUAGGAACGAGUUUCACGUAGCAGGACAAUGACAACUGGUAUAUAUGGAAAAACUGAUUCUGAGAUGCUCUCGAAAUACUACUUCACUUCUGUACCGCAGAAGUCUUAGCUUCAAGUCUCAUUGCAUUGAAGCGCUGUAAAAUAGUACUUUUUAAACUCAGAUAGACCCUAUAUGGUCAACUGCAUCCAAGAACAUUACUAUUUAAAUCGUAUUUCAAAGCCUAGUGUUAUCAAAAUUGAUCCACUUUUCUUGAUACAAAAUCUGGUAAGAGGCGCUGUGGCCAAAUUGGUCAUGCGAAUAAAG
Messenger RNA from Orbicella faveolata, 1439 nucleotides. RefSeq lists its product as uncharacterized. The record is from RefSeq and is a predicted model, not a curated record. Gene Ontology annotation, molecular function: G protein-coupled receptor activity. Gene Ontology annotation, cellular component: membrane. NCBI's taxonomy places the organism in Eukaryota, Metazoa, Cnidaria, Anthozoa, Scleractinia, Merulinidae. Gene Ontology annotation, biological process: G protein-coupled receptor signaling pathway; cell surface receptor signaling pathway.